Molecule: messenger RNA, 1996 nt
Organism: Carica papaya (papaya)
Lineage: Eukaryota; Viridiplantae; Streptophyta; Magnoliopsida; Brassicales; Caricaceae
Biological process (GO): ketone body biosynthetic process; L-leucine catabolic process
Molecular function (GO): hydroxymethylglutaryl-CoA lyase activity
Source: RefSeq, a predicted model, not a curated record
UUAGUUUGUUUCAUUCUUCUUCGUCUAUGAAAAUUUCUUCUGGUACCAAUUUCAUCUUCUCUGGCUCCGUUUUUGUAUUUUGAAAUCGAAUCAGUGAAACGAGCCGUUAAGAAUUUGAAAGUAGCAGUUGUUUUUUUUUUUUUGUUUGGUUUCCAUUUUAGUGAAAAUUGAUCAAAUGGUAGCAGUGAAGUCGUUGGAGAAGUUGUGGCGGUAUACGAACUCUCGUAAACUUGUUCCAAUGACGUCCAAUUUGGAUCAACCUUUUGGUUUUGCUAGUCGUGCAAUCGAUGGAGUUGAUAUCCAGAACAGGUUAUCCUCUAAUUAUGGAGGUUGCCACCCAGAAGAGAAUGGGUCUCCUUCGUUCAACAUUAACAAGGAGGCAGCCAUUUGGAGAAGGCAAAAACAGAAUACGAUCCUGGUGAAUGGUAAACAUGGAAGCCCGAGUUGGAAAAGUAUGGUGCUAAGGAAUUCUUGUUAUUCCCAAUAUUUGUCAAGUCAUCAGUAUAGCUCCCAUUGUGAUGAUAAAUCUACAAGGGGUUUAGUGAAUAAGCUUUUAGAAAGGAUCCCAGAAUAUGUGAAGAUAGUUGAAGUUGGUCCGAGAGAUGGAUUACAGAAUGAGAAGGAUAUUGUCCCUACCCCUAUAAAAAUUGAACUGAUAAAGCUGCUAGUUUCCUCGGGCCUGCCUGUUGUUGAGGCUACAAGCUUUGUCUCACCAAAAUGGGUACCUCAGCUAGCUGAUGCAAAGGAUGUGAUGGAAGCAAUUCAUAAGGUCAAAGGUGCUAGAUUCCCAGUGUUGACUCCUAAUAUUAAAGGUUUCGAAGCGGCUGUUGCAGCUGGAGCCAAGGAAGUUGCUGUGUUUGCUUCAGCUUCUGAGUCAUUUUCUAAGUCUAAUAUUAACUGUAGUAUUGAAGAUAGUCUUGCUCGUUAUCGUGAUGUGACUUUUGCUACUAGAAAUCUCUCAAUUCCUGUUCGUGGAUAUAUAUCAUGUGUUGUGGGGUGUCCUGUGGAAGGGAUGGUACCACCAUCAAAAGUGGCAUAUGUAGCUAAGCAGCUUUAUGAUAUGGGUUGCUCUGAAAUUUCUCUUGGAGAUACAAUUGGAGUUGGUACUCCAGGUACUGUCAUUCCAAUGCUUGAAGCCGUUCUUGAUGUCAUCCCAAUUGACAAUCUAGCUGUGCAUUUUCAUGAUACAUAUGGGCAGGCUCUUUCAAAUAUUGUAGCAUCACUACAAAUGGGAAUCAGCAUAGUGGAUUCAUCAGUUUCUGGCCUUGGAGGGUGCCCAUAUGCUAAGGGUGCUUCCGGGAAUGUUGCCACUGAAGAUGUUGUAUACAUGCUUAAUGGGCUUGGAGUUAAAACAAAUGUGGAUCUUAAGAAACUUAUGAUAGCUGGUGAUUUUAUCUGCAAGCAUUUGGGACGCCAGUCUGGGUCAAAGACAGCUGUUGCCUUGAGUAGAGUUACAGGUCAUGCAUGCAGACUUUAAGAAUCUGGUGAUAGAUUUCACUGAUUAGCUGUGGGGCAUAGUGAUAGUAGCAAAUUAGUCAUGUCCCUACUCUGAGGAAAAGAUCCAAGUUCAAAUCCUUCCACCACCAGCUAUUGUAACAAAAACCAUUCAUUCUAACCUUGUCAGAAAGAAGGUCUGCGAGGGCGGAAGAAAAAUCAUAUCUAGUAUUGUGUCCUGAAUCUUCAUAUCAAGGAUCACUUUUUUUCAUGACACUGUAGGAGUGAUUUUAAGUACACUUACCUUUCUGCUGGUAAUAGGUUUGUAUAACAAAUGAAGUGGGCUUAUUUGAUUGUGAGGACAACAAAUUUUAAGUUAUCAUGUCUCACUAUGAUCUAUUGCCGAUAACAUGUACCCAAGUUUGUGCCUUCACGUAGGAAAAAUUCAGCAGAAUCUAUAUCAUGUAAUAUAUUGAAGGGUGAGAAUAACUGCCGAAUUGGUUAUUCUCAUCUUAAUGGUAAUGGCUCAUUAUCUGAUAAUGUACUGGUGGCUCGAAUUUAA